GGGCAGCUUCGCCCAGCUGGCGGUCUUCGGCAGUGAAAGCCGUCCCCGCACCGGCGGGUCAGCGUUGCCCACCCGCCGCACGGGGUGUCGGCGCCGGGAGAGUGCGGCGGGCGGUUGGCGGGGAGGGCUUCCCCCCCCGCGCGGCGCAGUGGGAGGCGCCCGGGACCCCGCGUCACCCAUUGUUUACAAACCAACGCCAGCGGGCCGAGCUCCAGCUUCAACCGCAGCCGCCGGAGCCGCGUGUGCUCGCGUGCGCGCGGGGCGGCGGGCGGCGGCCCCAGUCCCGCUGCGGCUGCGGUACGGCACGGCAGGGCGCCGGGCGAGAUGCCGUGCCGCCCGGGCGAGCGCUUCCUGCUGCUGGAGCGCUCGGUCGCCGUGGGGCAGGCAGGCUCUAAGGAGGUGGACGCGCUGGUGGCCAAGCUGGGCGAGGUGCUGCAGCUGAGCGCGCAGCGGGCGCCGCCGCCGCCCCGCAACCCCAAGCACCUGGGGCCGGGCAGCGCCCGCGACCGCGCCGCCCCCUACUCGCCGCGCUGCAGCGGCGGUGGCGGGCUGCUGGCGCCCAGGGGACAGGUCCCGCCGCAAGCCCACCAGCAGCCCACCGAGCCGCCGCGGCCGGACCGGGGCGGCCACCAGCGGGUCACCAAGCAGCUGUGCGGACGGGGCUGGCUGCGGAGCGCCGCCCGCCGGAGGAAGCAACCCCCGCCGGGACCGGGCGACGGGCCGGCGGACGAGGAGGACCCCCACCGGCUCCUGCAGCAGCUCAUCCUCUCCGGCAACCUCAUCAAAGAAGCCGUCCGGCGGCUGCAGCUAGCGGCGGCGGCAGCAGCGGCGGCAGCCUCCACGGCCUCCAGCGGCAGCGCCUCGGCGGGGAGCAGCGGCGCGGACGGCGAGGCGGCCGAAGCGGCGGCGGUGCAGCCCCGGCAGUAGCCGGCAGGGACGAGCGGCGGUGGCAGCGGGAGCGGAGGAGCGCGGCCGCUAGCGGCGGCGGGGCCCCGCACCGGGCGGACUGCGGGAGCGCGGUGCUGGCUCCGCCGCGAUGUAAGUCUCCCGCCGCGGUAGGGCCCCCCCCUCCCGCUGUCGAGGGGGGGCCGGGCGCGGCGGGGUCGGUUGGGGUGGGCCGGGUGUGCCUCCCCUCACCCCCCAAGGUCACCCCCGGCGCGGCGCCGAGCCCCGCCGCCGCUCUCCAACCGGUGGAGGCCGCGCACGCCGCCCGCCCGAGCUGCUGCUGUUCCCCCCCCCCCUGCCGUCCCCGGUAGCUCCUCCUCCUCCCCCCCGGCGGGCAGCCCGGCCGGGGCCGCGGACCCCCCCGCCGCCGGUCCCCGGCCGCCGCGGGGCUGCUCCGUCUCCCAGGAGCCAUUUGCAAUAAUAGUCGCUGACCCCGGCGGGGGGGGUCCCUUCCCCUCCCGGCGGGUUUGGGGUUUUUGUUUGGGCUUUUUUAAUUAUUAUUUUAACGUUUAUUAUUUCCCCGUUGUGACUGUAUGAAGCAGUUUUGAACAAAAAUGUGAAUAUCAAAGCUGGAAGGCAGCUGGACUUAAAAUUGUAAAGCCUGAUGAGCGAAUGGAGCCUGCAUUGGAGAUGCAUUGUUCACAUAAGGUAGCCGAAACAAGUUUUUUUCUACCAAAAAGAAAAAGACAAAAAAAAAAAAAAAAAAGCCCUGAAUCCAUCCUUCCCCGACAAACUCAAUGGCUCGAAUACACGAAGCAGCUGUUGAUUUUAAAUAUUGCACUUCGUACCGGAGUGUUUGAAAUGUGUUCCUGGUUUACAGGACUUACUGUCUUAAUUAACCUGUCUGUAUUGAAUAAACGUCGUCUUGUUUUUA
Molecule: messenger RNA, 1819 nt
Organism: Strigops habroptila (Kakapo)
Lineage: Eukaryota; Metazoa; Chordata; Aves; Psittaciformes; Psittacidae
Product: GSK-3-binding protein-like
Exons: 1
Coding region: 325-927 (200 amino acids)
Cellular component (GO): cytoplasm
Source: RefSeq, a predicted model, not a curated record